Caenorhabditis elegans is the source of this 1419-nucleotide messenger RNA. It is a transcript of the gene srx-21, whose product is annotated as G-protein coupled receptors family 1 profile domain-containing protein. The record is from RefSeq and is marked reviewed. Gene Ontology annotation, molecular function: G protein-coupled receptor activity. Gene Ontology annotation, cellular component: membrane. Gene Ontology annotation, biological process: signal transduction; G protein-coupled receptor signaling pathway. NCBI's taxonomy places the organism in Eukaryota, Metazoa, Nematoda, Chromadorea, Rhabditida, Rhabditidae. The coding region runs from base 535 to 1419 and encodes 294 amino acids. The transcript has 5 exons.
AUUCACGGCCACGUAGCGUUUGGCACGUAUCGUCCGACCGGUCAUCUCAAAGUAGACACACAAUUCGAGCGAACUUCUAUAUUUCAUCUCCCCGCCACAUAUAGAAUUGUCUGCACAACGUACAGGGACGUCAUCGUGUGGCCAAAAAGCUCCAGGACGCGUUCUUUUUCGGUUUUAAACGGACCAUUUUCUAAAUCGUGAAAAUUCAAAAAGUUUGUCAAAUUGAACACGAUUUGCAGCUUAUCAUUCUGGGUUGAAGUGUACUGAGUAUACUUCAUGGUACAUCGACAUGGCUGAAAAUAAUAAUUCUUUUUUUCCUUAUUGAAAGGUUUGAAAACAAAUGUGAUUGGUACUCCAAACAGGAUUUUGAUCACUGUUAUUUAUGAGGCAUAUUGUUUUUAUUCCGGAUCAUAAUUACGUAAUAACCAUGACCAAAAACACGCUAUUGAAUAAUGAAGUUUGUCUGAAAACCACCUGACUUCAAGCCAACGUUUUUACAGAAAUCUUUUUUUUUUACCUAUCCUUAGAUCUUGAAUGAAGGAAGAGCAUAUUGUUUCAUCUAUUACAUUCAUGAUAAUGACGGGAGGAGUUAUGGCCAAUGUAUAUGCUUUGAUCAUUGCUGGAAAAAUGAGCUCUAUGAAUAGCUCAUUUGGAAUUAUAACGAAAAAUCAAGAAAUCUGCAAUUUGCUUAUGUGCCUCCUAUUUUUGUUCUACGUUUGCCCGAUGCAAUUAACGGAUUUUGAACCUUUUGUAAAAUUCUCCAAAUACAUUGGUCUAGCAGCUAUGAUUAUCUAUGAGGCAUCUAUGAAUUUGCAUUUGAUAAUUGCUUGCAAUCGAUUAUUUGCAGUGUUUUUACCUUUUCAUUAUGAUCAACUGUUUACAAAUUACAACACAAAAUUCAUGGUGGCUUUUUCCUGGCUGAUUGGAUUAUUCAUUUGUACAUUGUUCUAUUUUAUCUUGGGUUGUCACUUUUUCUACAGCGACACUUCUUUCACCUUCGGGUUUCGGGAAACACGGCGAUGCACCAAGAUCACGUGGUACUCGGAUUUUAUGCUCAACAACUCGCUGGUCAUGGUCACAUUAGUUUUCAACCUAUUGACAGCUUACAAGGCAGGCACUACCAGUAGGAGUAUGUUGCAAGCUGCAGGUUCAAGUAUGUCAAAGCAGCUGAAACGACGGGAAAGGAAUUUCCUGCGGCAGUCGUUUUUCCAGGGGUUAUCUAUGUUUGCUGGUCAGCUGACGUAUUAUUUAACAGCGCCAUUGGUGGACUCGAAGAUUAUUGUGUUUUUGUUGGCGAGUUUAUGGGCAUUUGUACAUGCUUUUGAGGGCGGUAUAAUUCUACUAACGAAUAAGGACGUGCGUAUAGCGGCUCAUACAAAAAAGCUCUCAGUCACCUCGGUGUUUGUGAUAGCACGGUAG